Ostrinia nubilalis (European corn borer) is the source of this 813-nucleotide messenger RNA. Its product is annotated as nucleolar complex protein 4 homolog. The record is from RefSeq and is a predicted model, not a curated record. Gene Ontology annotation, cellular component: nucleolus; Noc4p-Nop14p complex; small-subunit processome. NCBI's taxonomy places the organism in Eukaryota, Metazoa, Arthropoda, Insecta, Lepidoptera, Crambidae. The transcript has 5 exons. Bases 1 to 534 code for a protein of 177 amino acids. Gene Ontology annotation, biological process: ribosome biogenesis.
AUGCCGCUACUGGCUAGACCACACCUCGCCACAGAUAUGCUGUGCGACAGCCUCGACUGGCCGCUGUGUGACGACUCCCGCACGCACCGCCGCGCUCUUCUACUGUUAGUGGAGCGCCUCAUGCCGCUACUGGCUAGACCACACCUCGCCACAGAUAUGCUGUGCGACAGCCUCGACGCCGGAGGCCCAAUAAGCAUGCUGGCGCUGCAAGGCGUCCUCGAGCUAGUGCGGCGCCACAACAUCAGCUACCCAGACAUGUACGACCGGCUCUACGCCAUGUUCGAGCCAGAAAUGUUCGCCACCCGCUACAAGAAGCGCCUCAUGCACCUGGCCGACAUAUUCCUGAGCUCCACCCAUCUGCCAGAAAGCCUGGUAGCCGCGUUCGCCAAGCGUCUGUCGCGGCUGGCGCUGGUCGCCGGCGGCGAGGACGCAGCGGCCCUGCUGCGGCUCGUGGCCAACCUGCUGCUGCGCCACCCGCCGCUCAAGCGCAUGCUGUGCAGCGACGACGCGCCGCCGCCCACCAUCAGUGAGUGACGUCACAGGUCGCGGCUCGUGGCCAACCUGCUGAUGCGCCACCCGCCGCUCAAGCGGAUGCUGUGCAGCGACGACGCGCCGCCGCCCACCAUCAUGUCAAGCGACCCGUACGUAAUGGAAGAGACUUGCGCGUCCCGAUCCCGCGCUCUUGGCUCGUCGCUGUGGGAAGUGAGCCUGCUGCGGCGACACCACGUGGCCGCCGUGUGCACUGAGGCCGCGCAUGUACUGGCCACAGCGGGCGAUCGCGCUCAGCCCAUGUCUAUGGCCCCGCCUGAAGAC